UGUUACUCAACUUUUUUUUUGCUCUUGUUGCUUUGAACAUCUUGCCAUGCCAGCUGAAAAUUCAGAAAGCCUUAUUCAAUUGUCAGCAUCAAGCUGGAAUGAAGAUCAAAAAAGGGCAGUUGCUCGGAUAGCCGGACAAGCACUAACGAGUAUUGAGCCCAUCGUCCAACAACAUUGGGGAAGAGAAUGCUGGUUUCAAUUGUUGGCUCAUUUAGAACUUUCUCAGCAAGAUCUUGUCUCGAACCCAAUAUCUUACGACCAAGCCGCAGAGCUGUUGUCAACAGGAGACCGUGAUAUUCGUAUCGAGAUACUCGUCGAUCUUUUGGCAGUGUCAAUGCACCUAAACAAACAGCCUUCGUCACAAGAAGGCAUAGUAUAUGACGCUCGUGCACGACGUUUCUUAUUCGAGCUUGCUCGGCUUGCAAAACUAAGUCCGGCCGAUGUUACUGCAGUUGAGCGAAGUAUAGCCCAACAAAUGUACUUUGCACUGCAAGAAAGCUCGGGCGAAAAGGACCCUAAUCUACACGAUCGAGCAUCAUUGAUGGAUAAAUCUGCGAAAAAAAAGAUAGAAGAGACAAACCAGAAAAAGAAGACUUUCAAAUGGUUGGCCACGGGUGCAGGUGUGCUUGGUGGUGGUGCUCUCAUAGCCCUCACAGGUGGGUUGGCCGCACCGCUUUUGGCUCCUCUGCUAGCAGGUUUGACAGGUGCCACUUUCUUUGCAACUGCUGGUGGUGUGGCAUUAAUGACUAGCUUGUUCGGUUUAACUGGUGGUGGUCUGGCAGGAUGGAAGAUGCAUAGACGAAUGCAAGGGCUUCAAGAAUUUGGCUUCCAACAAAUUUUGAAUGAUGCCGAUUUACCGCCGAUACCGACGCUGCAGUGCACUAUCUGCAUUUCAGGGUUCCUGAUGGAUAACAAGGAUGAGUUUAGAACACCGUGGGAGCGUGGAUUUGCUCGUGCCAAAAAUUACAACGACAUAUACUGCCUUCAAUACGAAAGCGACGAGUUGAUGGAUUUGGGUCUCGCAUUUGAAAAGUUUGUUAAAAACCAGGCCAUUCGCUACGCAGGCGUCGAAGUAGCGAAGCAAACUGCUCUUCGCGCUUUCUUUUCCGCUGUUGCAUUGCCUGCGACGCUGCUAAAGAUAGCCGAUGUAGUUGACAAUCCAUGGCAGAUUGCUGCCGACAGAUCACGAAAAGCAGGUGUUGUGUUGGCCAAUGUUCUGGAGAACCGUGUUCAGGGUAACCGACCCGUCAGCUUGGUUGCAUACAGUUGUGGGUGUCUUGUCAUUUGGCACUGCCUACAAGAACUAUAUGAGCGCAAAAAGUUCGGUCUCAUCGAUCACGUUGUGUUUAUGGGAGCUCCAAUUUCUGGCGAGGAUACUCAGGCUUGGAAAGAUUGUCUGUCUGUGGUGUCUGGGCGCUCUAUUAAUUGCUUCACUGAUAAAGACUGGGUUCUCGCAUUUGUUUACCGACUCCAUUCCUUGGAUAACGCUGUUGCAGGAUUACGGCCAGUGAAACAUGUCCCUCAAUUGGAAAAUGUUCAAUUAGACCUAGAAGGCCAUACGAGUUACAGGGAUGCUGUCGAGGAUAUUCUAUCCACCAUAGGAAUCUCUUAGAAAAUUAAAACCCUUGUCAUCUCCUCGCUUUCAUUGAUAACCCAUACAAAAAAAAUCAUUUUGUACAUAUAUAACUCUUUCUCAGGCAUGUCAUUUUUUAUUAAACACUCUUUUUCUAUGGUAAAAAGAUGACGCCACCAUCGUGCUCACUGUUGUUAUUACUUUU
Zychaea mexicana is the source of this 1778-nucleotide messenger RNA. RefSeq lists its product as uncharacterized. NCBI's taxonomy places the organism in Eukaryota, Fungi, Mucoromycota, Mucoromycetes, Mucorales, Lichtheimiaceae. The record is from RefSeq and is a predicted model, not a curated record. The coding region runs from base 47 to 1612 and encodes 521 amino acids. The transcript has 12 exons.